This is a messenger RNA of Lobosporangium transversale, 3676 nucleotides long. RefSeq lists its product as hypothetical. Gene Ontology annotation, biological process: translational initiation. Gene Ontology annotation, cellular component: eukaryotic translation initiation factor 4F complex. The transcript is spliced from 3 exons. NCBI's taxonomy places the organism in Eukaryota, Fungi, Mortierellomycota, Mortierellomycetes, Mortierellales, Mortierellaceae. Gene Ontology annotation, molecular function: RNA 7-methylguanosine cap binding; translation initiation factor activity. The record is from RefSeq and is a predicted model, not a curated record. The coding region runs from base 232 to 3660 and encodes 1142 amino acids.
CAUCAUCUUUGCGACCUUUUUCUCUUUGGUUUAUUUUUUCUCUCUUUUUUUUUGUUAGGGCAUCUCAUCACUUUGUCCAUCCUUCUCUUUAUUUGCCACCACCAUCUCCUUAGUAGUUUCUUUUACAUUGCACCUGCAGCAUCUCAUUCAACACAACACACAGAACCAUUCACUACAGAGUUACUUUAUUUUAUUUAGCGCAUCAGUAAACUUGAUCAAACUACAACUCUAAUGUCGACUACAAAUGAACUGGAGAAACAGCAGGGAGCCUCUCAACCUUCCACAACAUCUUGCUCUGCUGCUCAUGACCCUAUUCCACCGUCUACCAUCGCCAUAGUUACAUCCUCUGCAUCAUCUAACGCUGCUGUUGUCAAGGCUGCCAUGCAGGCCAGACGAAAGUCACGCGGCCUAGGCGAUGGGUUGCGACCGGACUUUGUCUUUCCAAAACCUCAACAAGCGCAGGCUCAGACGCCCUCGUCUUCCUCAGCGCCAUUUUCCCAAGUCAACAGCAAUGGACUUCAAAAGAGAUUGGAUAAUUUAUCGCUUAAGGAAGAGCAGUCUACAUCUCCCGCGACAAGUAUCACUUUGAGUGCUCCAAGUGACAUUAACAGUGAAGCUUACGCGAAACCUCUCUCUGAAGGAGAUAGCAAGUCGAUGUUGAACCAGCAACAUCUCAAGACUCAUUACCGCACACAUAGUCGUAAUGGAUCUACCGUCACGGUGCAGGACAUAAAACAAGCCAUUGCAGCCGCAUCGACCGAUCUACCACCACUUGCUGUCCUCUCCAACGCAACUAAUCCAUCAACGACUUUGGGAGAGUGCUCUACCAUCACUUCAGUACCAUCCCCAAACAACCCUGUUAGGUCGGAAACUUCGUCUGUGCCAGUUUCAGUCGAAGAGACGACACCCCCUCCGUUGCCACCAUCUUCUGCUAAACAGGAUCUGGUUUCCCAAUCAGAUGAAUUCUCUCGGCCGGACAUAACUAAACAAUAUUCAUCAUUGGACGUUGUCAGCGAGCCCUCAACUCCUUUCCGCGACUCGUGUUCGACUCCUCUCUUCUCUCCCAUUUCAUCACGAUCUAACUCUGUACAUUCGAAUAGAACCACACGCGAUCGAUCAAACAUUUCUGCGCCACCAUUCUUUGCCUACUCCAUUCCUCAUGAAUUCCCUUCACCUUAUUACUCGCCACGACUGUUCCUCCCAAGUGCGACUGGCCCAACCUCUUUACCUACAUCGCCCUUUGCACGUAAGCGUAAGCAUGCUUAUCAUCAUACAACCGUUUAUUAUCCUACCUCCACUAUUUGUGUCAAGCUCCCAGGACAGGAGAAAGGGCUCUUUUGUGCACACCAUCUCCCAGUUGGAGAAGAGUCCGAAUUUGAGCACAGCGAGUAUGCACAGGAUGCAUUCGAGCAGCAAGCACAGGCUUACAAGCCCAACGCCUCGAAUAGUGUAGACGUAGAUAAAUGCAUAUCUCAGGCUUCUUUGGUCCUGCCUACAGCUUCACAACCCUACAGGCCGCCUGCUAGCCGUCUUAGAGGUGCUAGCGAAAAUAAGAGUGACACCAACUCAACUGUAGCUAAUGAUCAACACAAAUACAUUGUCUCAGAGAGCUCUCGUCUUUUGCAACGCGCUUCACCUAUAUCUGAUAUCAAAGAUGACACUUUUGCCACAACAGACUUGUCCGAUUCUAACUCUCAACCCUCUGUACGCAACAAGAAAGUUCUCCCACCACCAUUGAAUCUUCCAGGAAAUAACAAUGUGCAGGACAUCAACAAGCUAGCUGCAGAAUCUAUCACUCCAACAACACCUAGUCGUCGCCGCCAUUCUAAAAGUCACAAGGAUCAAAAGGACAAGAUCGUAGAUGGCCCUCAACUGCCAGAUGCAGACAAGUACCAGACUGAGUCUCUUAUGUCGGGUGACCAUCAACAUGUGGAAGACAACAAUGAAAGCCAGGGUGGAUCUGCAGAGCAGUCCAAGAAGUCGAAAGCUCGAUCACGAUCCAGAUCGAGAUCAAGAUCUCGUAACCACACUCAUGCUGGAAAUAGCUCAGGCCAAACCCUAUCUAACCAAUCAGUCCCCCCCGUGCCGCAGACACCAUCCUGGGUACCUGCGCACAAAAUGACUCUUGGUACGGGACCAUCUUCUGCAACUAUCACUACUACUUCGACAUCGCUAUCGGCCCCAGUCCCUUUGACAGCACCCGUCAGCCCCUCUGCACUUUCACACUCAAUCUCACCGGAGUUACCUACGAGCCCCUCCCCUGCCUCUACGUCAGGUCGUGGAUCUGGCUCAAAUUUUGCUGAAUCUGAUCUGAAACGUCGUGGCCCACGUCCGGCUCGUCUUUUGAGUACACGUUCAACAAGUAACUUGCAGACGUUGAGUGAGAGUGGUCAGGCUACUUUUUCGCCCCGAAGUGCACGCGAUGGACCCUCCGAUUACUUUUCUAUGCGCCCACUUCAGCAUCCACCGCGCACGCCUAUGACUCCAGGAGGUGACUAUGGUGAUGACGACGACGAUUACUAUGGACGACUCCAGAUGGUAACAACACCUAUAAUUCAAAAUGGGUACUUCCCGAACUGGGCAAAAGGAGAUGCACAGCUUGAGGAAUUGCAACGUAUUCGCCUGUUCCUAGCCCAGAGACAGUAUCCUGACGAAAUGCCUCUUUCCGAUGAAUGGACACUAUUCUUUUCGGACACAUCCGGAGCCAAAGAUAAAACCGGUGUCCAGGACGCAUACUCAAGUGCCAUUACCCCGCUCUUCUCUUGUCACACAGUCCCUCAAUUCGCUACAUCCUGGAAAUAUGUUCGUGAGCGAGUCCGACCCGCAACAAUGAAAAUGAACCAGAAUUUACACUGGUUCAAGAAAGGGAUUAAGCCCAUGUGGGAGGAUCCUAAGAACAAGUAUGGUGGACGCUUAACACUUUGCCCGCCAAAAGCGCUUUUAGACAUUGUCUGGGAAACAGUAUUGAUUUUGAUGGCUGGAGAUGUUUUGGAUCUUAAUGGCGAAGGAACUGGUGCUGUUAUCGCGCGUAGGCCCCGUGGUGAUCGAGUGGAGGUGUGGGUGGGCGCCGAAGACACACCCGAGGCGUUAGCGCACAUCCGAGGCGUACUUAUCCAAGAGCUUGCCCCUAGUGGAGCGGAUGAGGUUGUAAGGGUAGCCAAGUACAAAAAACAUUUUGACAGCCGUAAAGAGGAAAAGAUGAAGCAGCUUAGAGAGACGGCAGCUGCCACUACAAUUAAUACAGGAUCGACUGCUGGAACAUCGAUAUCAUCGCAGAAUACGCCUACAAGUACGAACGGAAUACACAGCCUGUCGAGUCCUCUACCACCAAUGACGCCGAAAGCGGGUACAAGCGGUAGUCUUGGAAGCAGUACACCGUCAGUAACCGAGUUCCAAACAUUUGAGGCAUUUACACAGCAUCAACAGCAGCAGAGAGAACGGAAACGCGAGCGUGAGCGAGAGACUUUGAAGGAACAUGAGCGAAUCAUGCAAUUGGGUAAAGAGCGUCUUGAAAAGGAAAGGGCAGAGAAGGAGCGUUUGCGAGAUGAAAAGGUUCGAGCAAUGGCGGCAGCAGCGAUGGCGGCGUCUGAAGCCAAGCAUCAGCAGCAACUCAAAGAGCAACGUGGGAGGGCAGAAGCCCCAAAGGUCACAUUAAAUUAGACUACCUUCUUGUAAC